This is a messenger RNA of Ectocarpus sp. CCAP 1310/34, 4683 nucleotides long. NCBI's taxonomy places the organism in Eukaryota, Phaeophyceae, Ectocarpales, Ectocarpaceae. The record is from the annotation of a GenBank genome assembly.
CAUUCGAAAAUCGCUCACUGUUUUUUCUGAAGAAAUUUCACGUCCAAUCGCACACCGGAUCGAUCGCGUCUUCUCUCAACCCCCUCGCCGUGGUGGCGCCAGACACUUGAGGCGUUGACGAAAGGGAAGCAUGCCGAGCAGCCGGAGGGCCAAUGGCUAUGGGCAGGACAGCAUGGGGAAGGUGGAGGAGGGCCGCAGCAAUGGGCACCGGCGGGUCAAGUCCGGAGGUGGCUUCACGCAAAGGCUUGGCAAGAUGCAGGAGGCGCUGGGCAUGGCCCACUCCACGUCCGGAUCAGGCCCAGGCAGAAGGCGGAACGGAAAGCCUGGCGCAUACGACACCCGCUUCGUGCAGAGUGGAGAAAAAAUCAAUCCACAAAGCACGGAGAGCUUCUCCUCAAGCUUCCUCAUCCGGGGGGUGGUUGUCUUGAACGUCGCAUCAGGAUGUACUUAUAUGGUAUGGCGGUUCCUGGAGACACGCGACGUGCCUCCAGAGUACAUUUGGUGGUGGUGGACGUUCUUCAUGGUGGAGGUGUUUCUGCUCUUCGCCAUCUGGCUGGGACACACGCAACGACUCUUCGCGGUGCAACGCGUUCGGACAACAAUGGACCAGAUCGUGGCGCAAGACCCAGCUGUGGGAGCGAACGCGGUGGUGGCCAUUCUCCUGCCCACAGCGGGAGAGCGGCUCGACGUCGUGCUCAAGUGCCUGUUGGGAGCAUCGAGUCAACGCUCUUGGCCGUCCAGCUCGGAGUCCAAGACGGGGCGAGGGGACGGGCUUCGAGUCAUCGUGUUGGACGAGAAGCGCCGGAAGGAGGUGUACAUGCUCACGUCGGGGGUGCACGCACUGAGCACUCAGAUCCUCGCGCAGUCGACAAGAAAGAUCCUGCAGGCUGAGGGUGUCCGCAACCUUACGCCCCUGGCGUUCUACGAGUGGUGCCACGAGAAGCGCGGCUUCGGCAAAGUGCACAUCUUCAAGGACGUCGGGCUGAGCCGUGCGGUGGCCAUGGUGCGGCAGAUGGAUGACCUCGUGACGGGAGACGACGGAGGAGACCUGUACCGUCUGGACCGGAAUCAGUCCUUCCUGAACCAAGAUCUGGACGAGGACAUCUCCAAGUCGAAGGAGGGGGACGAGGUCGAAGGACUCACGCACGGCGUCAGCCUGCUUGCCGACGAGAGCGUGCACAUCACCCCCGGCUUCUUCCAGGUCUUCCGGGGACACGCCAGGCAGGCGGCGUGCAUGAUCUACUACUCGAGGAAGGACGCCGGUACUCCCAGGAUCAGUCCCAAGGCAGGGAACAUGAACGCAGCCAUGUUCCCCAUGGACGACCCCACCGCUCCACCCUUGAUCGGGCCCAGCACUAUCGUCGUGGUCAACGACGCCAGGCACCAGCUGCAACCGGAGUUCCUGCAAAGAACAACGCCGUACUUCUUCGACUUGGAUGCCACCACCCAACAGUACAAGUGGGCCAAGGUGGCAUUCGUGCAGACGCCUCAACGCUUCAGGAAAGAUCUACCCGACGACCCAUUGGGCAACCACGCUGCUUCACAGUAUGACGUGAUCAACAUCGGGAAGGACGGGAUCGGCGCGGUGUCUUCGAGUGGACAGGGCAGUCUGUGGCGUAUGGAGGCUUUGAGGGGGAGGUCACCCGAUGGCAAGAACGGUGUCGAUGCUAAGGAUUUGGGGCUGGUGGGGAAGCAGCUGGGCUUCCGAGCGGAGAUGCUUAUCGAGGACACGCACACCUCCAUCGAUCUGUUCCGACAGGGGUGGCGCAGCGUGUACGUGAACGAGCCGGGAGAGGUAUUGGCCUGGUGCACGCACCAGCCGACCAACCUCACGUGGCGCAUCAAGCAGGUCCUGCGGUGGCACCAAGGCGCCGUGCAACUACUCUACACCAAGGGUCUCCGUUACACAAGCUUCGGAGGAUCGUUCCCCACCAUCUUCCACCGGAUGUACGCCUUCGACCAAGCCACCUACUACUUGCAGGCCAUCCCCGGAUACAUCCUUCUGCUGAUGCCUGUGGUAUACGGGGUGACGGGACAGCCGCCGUUCAACACGGACAUCACCUCUUACUUCUCCUACUUCGUGCCCUUCAUCGUGACGGCGGUGCUCCCCACCGUCAUCUCCGCACAGUGGAGGUCGAUCGACUCUCACCGCCUUACGCGUGACGAGCAGACUUGGCUCUCGACCACCUACGUGCAGAUCUACGCCUUCCUUCAGGUGUCCUGGACCAGGCUUACCCGUGGCAACCCAGACCACGCCUGGGUGGCUAGAGUGCCGACCUGGCCGCUCACCCUCGUCUUCGCCGCACAGUUCUUUGCCAUCGCCGGAGCCGUCUACUGGACGCUGCACAACGGGUUCGACACGUACUACAAGAACACCCUGUCCAUCUGUGCCGGCGCGUUCUUGGGCAUGUUUUACUUGUGGCCCAUGAUGGCGCUGCAGGUGGGGUUGGGCAGGCCGUCUUUCUGGUUCUUUAAGCUGGGCGCGUACGUAGUGCUUGGCGUCUCCAUGGUGAUCUUGGGAAGCAUCCCCGGCCUCAACCUGCAGAUCGGGUGAUGGCGAAGACGGAUUUCGAAGUUGGGGGGGGGAGCAGUGUCAUUUUGCGGAUCUGAUGAAGGGGAGGAAACUUUGGAUGAUCGAUGUUGGUAGUAGCGAUGGUCGGGAACUACGCCGAUGGUAUGAUACGGGUACUGUAAGCGAUUGUGCGGACGGGCGGGCGGAGGGGGAGGGGGGGAAGUGGGCGGCCUGUGAUUGGUCGAUGGGCAGGAAGGGAGAGGAUUGUGGGUCGGAACCGGGAAGUUGCAAAAAAAGUUGGUUGUCACGAAAUUGCGGAUGGGGCCAGCAACCAGAUGGUGGCAAUGGCGAUGAGAGCGAUGAGAGAGGGGAGGCGAUCGAUCGUCCUCCAUCCAUUCUUGAAACGGCAGACUCUAGCGCUGACGUUGUUUCAUAUCUUGCUGACUUGCGGGGGGGGGGGGGCUGGUGUCUCCGUAUCAGUAUGGCGAGGCUAGAAACCUCGCGCCCACUGGACCGUGUACGGUUACAGCGAGAUAUGUGAGUCUUUCGUUCUCGAAGUGGAAGGCCAAACACAUCGCCGCUGCGCGCGAAUCCUAAGGCCCACAAGGACGAAAAAACAACCACCGCGUACAGGCAGGCAAGGGAGAGGAGGUGCUCCUGCUGCGUUCGUUGUUGAAGUGGCGCGUGUUUUUCGUGCUUCGUUUUAUGUCGAGACUAUUGUUGUCUCGUUCUCUUAAUAUCUUCGCGUGCUUUACCUCCUUACCCUCAUGUGACGGUAGUUACCACCGGGUACCGUUGGCGUACUUGCGCGGCGUGUAUUUCCCCCGGUCGGGGUUUGUUAUCGAGGAAAGCCUACGGCUUGCCACUUGCGUUUUUUUGUGCGGGUGUCAUGGGUGUAGUAAGUUGGUUUUCAUCUUUGUAAUAUGCGUCAUUUGUCUUUGUUCGUUUGUCCUGGUUAGGUGUCAUGAAAAGGUUGCUUCUAUUUUCCACGUGUUCGUCUGUGCGUGCGUCGAAAUAGCUUUCCCGUUCCCUUCACAACUAGCUAUUUGUAGCGAGAACGGUCGCUCUCGAGUUGUGAAUGCUGCUGCUGCACGCCAUCACAAACUGGCGCGGCGGCGGGUGGUUGAGUCCCCGUGUCAUGUUUUUGUCAAAUCCCGGUGCAAGGGCAACCCAGUUUUUCCCGCGUGAUGUGUGUCGCGUUUCACGUGGAAGAUGACCCGUUUAGCUGUCGGCUUGCAUUCGUGGUUUGAGCGUUUGGCGUGCCUUUCGUUCGGAAGGCACAUGUACUUGUAGUUGGUGGUUUCCUGUCGAACACACGCGAUUUCUCAUUGGUUGUUGCGGAAAGGAAGGAAGCGUUUGAGGUUUCGCGCCCCUCGCCCUGGCAAUGGCUGUUUUCGUCGCUAUCGAAAACGCCCACCAACGCAAGCUCGUUGGCAGUGCCGGUCCCUUAGACUAUUUCUAAUUUUAGCUCUAGCAUGUAGCUAAGCAGUUCAGGUCGCUGAAGCAACCGAUCGUGGACUGUAUGGUUCGCACGAAGUCUGGGACAAGAUGGGUGUAUUGUACGACUGUAUGGCGGUGGUGCAGAGCGCCAUGUUUGUUAACGUGGCUCCUCCCUAUUUCGAAGUACCAUCGGUAUUUGACGUGUGGAGGAUGUACCCGUGUUGUGUGAGAACCUCUACUGUACCUAUUUCAGCAGCCAGUGGUGCAUCAAGCAGAGUCGUGUAGGGGGAGGCUAGGUUGUGUAGCCGGUGUACUAUACUGAGAUUUGCUAUGACUGUUUUCGAACGAGAGCGGGCGGCAAGCAAGAUGCAGCAAGCAGCGUUGAGUCUCUUGGUCGUUCUAACUUUUCAUGGCUCAACCAAAGCUUUGUUAUUAGUUUUUAUAUAUUUGUUGUGCUGCACUCAAUGAUCCUUCUACACUACAGACGAUUAGAUGAGGCGUCCUGAUGUCGAAUGAACGUCAAUUGAAAGUGUGCCGUUUUUCUCGUCGCGUUACUUUUAUCUCCAAUCACGUACUGCUGUGUGUCUGUUGAUUUGCGUGUUCUGGAUUGUCUUUCAGGUACCCGCGUUGCGCGUGUCUCUCCCUCCCACUGAGUUCGGAAAAAGAGGCGGAGUCGUUUCUUCCGGGGCUCAAAAACAACGCCCAUCGACGGGCGCCGGUGGCCCUCUUAG